Messenger RNA from Coffea arabica (coffee), 2037 nucleotides. NCBI's taxonomy places the organism in Eukaryota, Viridiplantae, Streptophyta, Magnoliopsida, Gentianales, Rubiaceae. The record is from RefSeq and is a predicted model, not a curated record.
AUGAGAGCUAAAUGUGCAGAUCCGUGUAAGUGGUACAUUUAUGCUAGCCACGUUCCUGCUUUGGGUACUGAAGACUUUGUAGUUAAAACAAUUUACGAUGUCCACACCAAUUGCAGCCAUGCUUGGAGAAACAAAAACAUGACAUCCAAUUGGGUAGCAGACAAGUUUGAAGAGUCUGUUAGAUCCAACAUGAACAUGCCUGUAAGGCAAUUGUUACAGAGUAUAGAUGAGCAAUAUAGUUGCGAGAUCACAAGAAACAAAGGUUACAAAGCACUUGCAAUGGCUAAGGCUGCUAUCAAAGGGUCAGCAUCUCAGCAGUAUAUUGAUGUUGGGAGGUACGCAGCAGAACUACAAAAAACUCACCCUGACACCACCAUAGACAUCAAGUAUUCACCAAGAGCUGAUCCUGAAAGUAAUCCCAGAUUCAUGAGAUUUUACUGCUGUUUGGGACCAAUGAAAAAGGGAUUUAGAGAGGGAUGUAGGCCCCUUAUUGCUCUUGAUGGCUGUCACACUAAGGGGGCAUAUCCAGGGGAGUUGUUGAUUGGUAUUGGGGCAGAUCCAAAUAGUGGCUGGUGGCCAUUAGCUUGGGCAGUUGGUCUUGAUAGUGCACUGCUGGAGUUAUUACCAGAUGCUGGCCAUAGAUAUUGUGUACAGCAUAUGUACAGAAAUUUCAAGAAAAAACACCCUGGUGAAGUGCUUAAAGAAAAAUUCUGGAGCAUUGCAGCAGCAUCAACAGUGGAGUUCUAUGAGGCAGCUUUGGAAGAGCUUAGAGCAUAUGACCAGCAAACUCACGCGUGGGUCAAGAGAGCUGCACCACCUCAUCACUGGUGUAAGGCUUUUUUUCCACUUCACGUGAAAUCUGACAUGCUGGUUAAUAAUUUAUCAGAGACAUUUAAUUCUCAUAUAUUAAAUGCUAGAGAGUUGCCAGUGAUUGGGAUGGUUGAGUGGAUUAGACAAUUCAUAAUGGAAAAGAUAUCAAAUAGGGUAUAUUGGAUGAGAAAAUGUAGUGGUCCUGUGGGACCAGCAAUAAAGGCUUUGAUUGAGGAGAGGGAAAAGUUUUCUAGAAAGUGGAAGCCAAUAUCAAAUGGGAAGGGGGGAUAUCAGGUUAGGGGACCUAAGGGGGAACAAUUUGCUGUGUACUUAAGAGACAGAACCUGUACAUGCAGGUUGUGGCAAAUUAGUGGGCUCCCCUGCUGCCAUGCAAUUUCUGCCAUUUUAAAAAUUGGUAGGAACCCAAAUGACUAUGCCGAUCAGUGUUAUAGUAGAGAUCUAUUCUUUCAAAUAUAUGAGAAUGUACUAUAUCCAAUUAGUGGAAAGUCUCUAUGGCCUCAGAGUGAUAUUCCCAUAUUAGAUCCUCCACUUGCAUGUGUCCAACCUGGUAGGCCCAAGAAAGCAAGAAGAAAAGGUAGUUCUGAAAAUAGAAGUAGUGUUCAUGUGGGAACGAAUAAUGUGCAAAAAUUAAAAAAGCAUGUGAUCAUGCACUGUAGAAGAUGUGGUCAGGCAGGCCACAAUGCUGCUACCUGCAAAAGUGUUCCAGAAAAUAAUGGAGGUGAAGGCUGCAGUCAACCUGCUCCAGCUCCUAAACAUGCUAGAAAGUCAAAAGACACCAACAAUGGCUCAAGCACAACACAUGGAGCUAAUUCUCAGGAGCCUGAUUUUGUUCAUGUGGAAGUUCAAGGAUAUUCUUCAAGUUGUGUCAAUUCUCAGCCACAUGGAGCUGAAGAGCAAACUACUUCCCAUAAUGACACUGGUUCACAUGCUGAACGUAAUGCACAAGCUGCCACUAGUAGUACGAAAAAGCAGCAGAUUAGAAAGACUAAGACACUUGUGAGGAGAGUUAGGCCUGUCAAUGAUACCGACCAGUCUACUACAGCGGCCAACAAACAGUCUCUCCAUUCAAAGAGAAAGCUGUCUGAAAUUGACAAGAUAAGGAUCAACACCAACUAUGAGUACUUGGGCAAAGAGCCUCCAUUCAAGAUUGGUAGAUGGGCUGGAACAUCAAGGAGCAGUAGAAGUAGAAGUGGAAGAUCAGAUUAA